Tachyglossus aculeatus (Australian echidna) is the source of this 2797-nucleotide messenger RNA. It is a transcript of the gene DNAJB6, whose product is annotated as DnaJ heat shock protein family (Hsp40) member B6. Lineage: Eukaryota; Metazoa; Chordata; Mammalia; Monotremata; Tachyglossidae. Gene Ontology annotation, molecular function: ATPase activator activity; Hsp70 protein binding. The coding region runs from base 181 to 1227 and encodes 348 amino acids. Gene Ontology annotation, cellular component: cytosol; endoplasmic reticulum membrane. Gene Ontology annotation, biological process: protein refolding; positive regulation of proteasomal ubiquitin-dependent protein catabolic process. The record is from RefSeq and is a predicted model, not a curated record. The transcript has 11 exons.
CGGCGGCCACACGGAGAGAAAGGAGAGCGCCGGGAACCGUCGCCUCAGUCCCCGCCGGCCGCCGCCACCGCCGCCGCCACCGCCGCCAGUGGACGGGUUGGGCCCCUUCGCCGCCGUCGUUCUCCCCCCGUCGGCCGCCAGGCCUCCGCCGGACUUGCCAUUGCCACAAACUAUUAAAAAAUGGUGGAUUACUAUGAAGUACUAGGAGUGCAGAGACAUGCCUCAGCUGAGGACAUUAAAAAGGCAUACCGUAAAUUGGCUCUCAAGUGGCAUCCUGACAAAAAUCCUGAUAAUAAAGAAGCAGCAGAGAGGAGAUUCAAACAAGUAGCAGAGGCAUAUGAGGUGUUAUCAGAUGCUAAGAAACGUGAUAUCUAUGACAGAUAUGGAAAAGAAGGAUUAAAUGGAGGAGGUGGAGGUGGAAACCUUUUUAACAACGAGUUUGAAUGUGGAUUCACAUUCCGUAACCCGAAUGAUGUCUUCAGGGAGUUUUUUGGUGGAAGAGACCCAUUCUCAUUUGACUUCUUUGAAAAUCCAUUUGAGGGCUUUUUUGGCAGUGCAAGAGGUCCACGUGGAAAUAGAAGCAGAGGUGCAGGACCAUUUUUCUCUGCCUUUAGUGGAUUUCCGGCUUUUGGGAGUGGCUUUUCUUCGUUUGAUACAGGUUUUACUUCAUUUGGUUCACUGGGUCAUGGAGGUCUGUCUUCAUUUUCCUCCACAUCAUUCGGUGGUAGUGGAAUGGGUAACUUCAAGUCCAUAUCAACCUCUACCAAAAUAGUUAAUGGCAGAAAAAUCACAACAAAGAGAAUUUUUGAGAAUGGUCAAGAAAGAGUAGAAAUUGAAGAAGAUGGCCAGUUAAAGUCCUUAACAAUAAAUGGUGUGGCAGAUGAAGAAGCCUUUGCUGAGGAGUGCAGCCGGAGAGGACAAAAUGCCCUGCCCUUCCAGCCCUCCAAUGUCCGCUCUCUGAAGUCUCAAAGACCUGCUACUCUCCCUAAGCAUGCGUAUCACUAUAAUUGUGAGGAGGAGGAGGAGGAGGAGCAGGAUAGACCACGGGUCACAAGCAGCUGGGAUCCCCCCAUUUUCUCAGCAGAACUACCGUGGGUUUUUCAAGACACCUGCCCUUUCAAAAGCUUAUUUCCGACACAAAGAAGGUGGCAAGAGGAAGAAGCAGAAGCAGAGGGAGGAGCAGAAGAAGAAGAAGUCAACGAAGGGGAAUCACUAAAAUGGACUUAGAUUCACUAAAACCUCUGAAAAAGUUGCACCAUUCGUUCAUAUAUUUGAGCACAAUUGCAGGGGUGUGUGUGUGUGUGUGUCUGUGUUGUUUUGAUUGUACACAUUGCUCGACAGGUAAAUGGUACUUUUGUCUUUAAUACCUUACUAAAAUUGCACUAUUCCCCAUUUUUAGCAGUGCUGGAGGGAAAUUUGGACAGUGGAGGGUCAGGGUGCUUAUAUCCAGAAUCAGCUAAAUUGAUGAGACUGUGGUUAGGAAUGUAGUUUGUGUUGAGGAUCGCCCCCUGAACCUACUCCCCAGUAGUCAUGCUUUCCUUUAAAACAUAAUUAAGGAAUCUGUCUUUUAAAGGGAUGCAUUCAGCUAUCUUACAAUCUGCUGAAGAUAUUUAUAGUAUUGCAAGUUCAAACCAUAAUGCAACAAGUACAGACUGUUCACUUGCCUACUAUCUCACUGUUUUUCUUAUUUAAGGCAGAACACUUGGGUUCUUAUGGCUACAACUAAACCUAUUGAUAAUUUAAAUAAGUCCAUCAGAAAGGUACGGUCUCUGGCAUUUUAAGGUUACUAGCUCUGAUUCAAGGCUCCUCUCCUGUCUUGUGGUGCAUGGGAAUCUCCCAAGGAGUUAUUCUUCAGAAAAAUCAUUCCUGAUGUUCUGUAGAAUUAAAAAAAAACAACUCCAUUACCAAAAGAUGAAAAUUCUCCUUUGAAAUUCUAUGUUUUUAACUGAGUUCCCCCCCCCCCCCUUUUUUUUUUUGGAAUGUCAAGUUUCUUUUUGGCCAAGCGUAGGAUUCCACAGGCUAAAUUAUUUUGGGCAGAACAGCAGUCCUGGCUGUUAGCAGCUACUAUUUGUGAUUAGCCAGUGAGGAAAAAGUUAGAUGAGUGUGUGCAUGACUCAUCACAUACACCAAAGAAAAUUUUUUUGCACACAUUUUCUGCAUUGUUUUAAUAAUUUCUCUUGAAUGUGGCAAAAUUACCUUGUAGCUUCCUGUAAUUGCUUCAUUUGCAUGAGAUAUCGCUUCUUAACCUUUCAUUUCUGUUGAGCAUUUAGCUGAAUCCCCAUUUUGCCUUAACUUGUUUACUGCAUGUUUUCCUUGUUGGUGAAUUACUCUUUCCUAAUAUAAUAAGACUUUGUUGGUCAUAUAGCUUUCGUUCUUAUUGUCCUUUAGAAAUAUAAUAUGGUUAAAGCAUUCUGAUAUGAAAGAAAUGUCAAUACCUUAAAUCUAGUAGUGCUUGGAGUCCAAACAACUUAGCAAAAUACUGUUCUUCAGCAUCAGUAAUGUAGCAAUGCCCAGAUUUGGAAGAAAAAAUUCAUGUAAACUCUGCUCUUCUCAAAUGACUGCUAGAACAAGCACGCACGUAGUAUUAAGAGUGUUUUGGGUACCUAGACUGUGGAUUAGUAUUGAAUGCUUUAUUGUGGAAAACUGUCAUCUUCUGUGAGUGUUGGCCAUGUCCUGCAGAACUGGAUUGCAAAAUUCAGUAGUUUGGGUUUUUUUUUUUCCUCUUUGGUUUGUCACAUGAUCGCCACUGAAUUGUGCAGUGUUACUAAUAUUAAAAAAAUAAAUGUAGUUUUCCUUC